Messenger RNA from Acanthochromis polyacanthus (spiny chromis), 1251 nucleotides. Its product is annotated as proteasome subunit beta type-8-like. The record is from RefSeq and is a predicted model, not a curated record. Gene Ontology annotation, cellular component: proteasome core complex. The transcript has 6 exons. Bases 230 to 1057 code for a protein of 275 amino acids. NCBI's taxonomy places the organism in Eukaryota, Metazoa, Chordata, Actinopteri, Pomacentridae. Gene Ontology annotation, molecular function: threonine-type endopeptidase activity.
AACCCGGUCGCGAUUCAGAACAACUAUUUGUUCAUGCAUAGGCUUUUGUUUUAUAUUUGUGAGUAUUUUUACAUGCUAUUUUAAAGAAAGACAUCAGUGAAGCAGUUUUUAAAAUCCUUUCACUUUCGAAUUCUUUGUCACGUACAAGGAAACAAUCCUUGGCGUUGCUGUCAUUUCGGAAAACUUCGACACCAACACUAAAGAAUAGAGUUUACCAGUUUUCCGCAUCAUGGCACUUGUAGAAGUAAGUGGUUUUAAGCCUUAUUCUGAGCUCCGCGGGCAGAUUUUUCCAACAAAACAGACGCAUCCCGUCGACCGAACCAGCCACUACGCUUUCGGGACCAAAACUCAAGAAUUUGCUGUACCUCUGGGUGUGGAGCCUUCAGGGUUCCUGAAGUCCUGCAGCAGUGAUGGAGGGGUGAAUAUUGAAAUGAACCACGGUACCACCACCCUGGCCUUUAAGUUCAGACAUGGAGUCAUCGUGGCUGUGGACUCCAGAGCAUCAGCUGGACGUUACUUAGCAUCCAACGACGUCAACAAGGUCAUAGAGAUCAACCCGUACCUGCUGGGCACCAUGUCAGGCAGCGCUGCAGACUGUCAGUACUGGGAGAGACUCCUGGCAAAAGAAUGCAGGCUGUACAGGCUGAGGAACAACCACCGGAUCUCUGUGGCUGCUGCCUCAAAGCUGCUGUCUAACAUGAUGCUGGGAUACAGAGGAAUGGGCCUUUCUAUGGGGAGCAUGAUCUGUGGAUGGGACAAAGAAGGCCCUGGUCUGUACUAUGUGGAUGAUAACGGCACACGUCUGUCUGGACGUAUGUUUUCCACCGGCUGUGGGAACGGCUACGCCUACGGUGUGGUGGACAGCGGUUACAAGGAGGACAUGACAGUGGAGGAGGCGUAUGAACUCGGCCGGAGGGGCAUCGCUCACGCUACACACAGGGACGCCUACUCUGGUGGAGUGGUGAACAUGUACCACAUGCAGGAGGACGGCUGGAUUAAGGUGUGUAAGGAGGACGUGUCAGAGUUGAUCCACCGCUACAGGAAGGGAAUGUUCUAAGUCUGACCCCAAAUCCACUUCAACACUCUGAAUAUGUUCCUGGUGUCAAAAAUGAUUAUCGUUAUUUUUCUUUGUAUUACAUAAUAGAACAUGUUGAUACUGUACGUGUCUGAGGUGGUUCAGUGACCAGACAAGCUACUGAAAUAACCUCACCAAUACAACACAGAUGAAAAUAAAGACUGUUGUUCAACUGA